AUGUCGUCUCCGUUCAUGAGUUCGUACAAGGAAGAAUCGCAAGAGCACGAGCACGUGCAGACCUCCACCUUGAGCGGAAUGCUCGACAUCGAGCCUCGCCAGCAUUCGCAUUCGUUCAUUCGUGAAGAAGACGAGGACGAAACAACAACAACAGUGACUGCGGAUGGUCACAACUCAUCGCCCGCCAAGGCCGUCGAGCACCACGAUCUCUCACACAUUACUGGCUUGUCCUUGCACGUGCAAAAGUCCAACGACGCGGCUUCCGGGGUGUCCACGUCCUCGGCAUCCUCGCACCAGCUCCGAGUGUCGUUCAGCGACGAUCCGCCCACCAGUUCUCUGCCCGCAGAUUCCGAUACAAGCGCAACCGAGGCCCACAACAGCAAGUUUGGCUUGGCCGAAGGCCGACGCCUGCCACGCCAGGCCCCAGCACUCUCGCCACCAACGACGCUGAGCACGGCAACCUUGAGCGCAGUAGUGCUUGCAACAGCCGCCGCGGCGGGCGUGCCCGAUCUUUUGCCACCUCACAUUGUCAGCGCUGGCCACGCGGCUCAGCCAUCCAGCACCCGGCUGUCCUUCACCAUGCCUGCUGUCUCGAUGAAAAUGCGGUCUGUUGAUCACAGCGAGCAUGUCGAGCAUGUGGAUCACCUGUCGCACAUUCCGCACCCUCCUGCACUGUCUCUUCCCGACGAGAACUCUGAAACCAAACAGAACGUCGAGUAUUCCCCGAAUGACAGUCCAGAUGGCAGCGUGCACGCCGCGUCCGCAAAGCCUCAGCGCCGACCCGCCCCACUGGUCUUGACCCCGGAUUCCGACAAUGAAACGACGCAAAGCCCUGCCGUGACCGCGUCGCGCUCACCACGAUCGCCACGCUCGCCACGCUCGCCCCGGUUCCCCAAGACUGUGCCGCUGGUUGCUCCCACGCCGCCGACAACGGGCAUGUCCAAACAUGCUCGCCGUCGUGCAUCCAGCGUAGCACGGGUGGAAAAGAACCGAGCUGGUCACGCGCGUCGUAAAUCGCUCUUGCGCAGGUACCUUGCCAUUGCGGCGGCAGUUUUCGUUGCGUGGCUUUUUGGGCUUUUGGGCCAUCUACUGGAAAUGCUGAAGCCUUUUGUGCCAGAGUACCUGGUCUGGUCGCACCCCACCGCCUUCAUCACUAUUGCCACAUUGCUGACCGUUUCCACGAUCUACCGGCGAGCACUGGGACGCUUGAUUACCUUCUGCGUGCUGUUAGCAGGACCAUCGGGCGCCGAGCUGCUGGAAGACCCACACCUCCGCCUCUUCCCUUACGUUGUGAAGACGCACCUUCUGGACGCUGCAAGCAUGGCCGAGCUGUACUCGCUGGCCGACUCGCUCGUCGAUGUCAACGACCGCGGUGCCAACGAGCAGAGUCGCGGGCCCGACUUGUUCCAAAAGUAUGUCUUGUCCUUUGAGAACGUUGUCAUUUUCCGCGAGCGCCUUGACGGCAGCUUGCGCGGCAUGUUCCUGAUCGGCCCAGAUUCCACCAUGCCUCGCGACGGCAAGUCGUGCAUCGUCAUGAAGGUCGGUUUGGCUCUCUUCCGUGACCGCUACCACGGAGGUCCCUGGUUUAUUGUCGGCCUGCUCUUCAUGCUCAUUCGCGAGCAGCUCUUGCAUCCCUUCUCGUCCAUUUACCUGAUCAUGAAGUCCUACUCGGUCCGGUCGUAUCUGUUUGCCGUGCGCAACUCUCGAGAGUGCUUCCCUCGCUACGACCAGCCCACCCCUGCCUGGGAGAAGGCCGUGAUGGACAAGUUUGGCUCGGCCGUGGCUUCGCUGAACGAAGUCUACGACCCAGUGACCUGCGUGGUCAACCGCACAGUGUCGCACCUGAAGAAGGGUGUUGCUGCGAUUUCCGACGAGGACAAGGAGCGGGAUCCACACAUUCGCUUUUUCGACGAGGUCAACCCCAACUGGCAGCGAGGCCAUUUGCUGGUCGUCAUGGGCCGCAUCUCUUUGAGCACUAUCACGACGGCGUUGUCCAGCACCCUGCGGAGGUAUCUGAACAAUGUCAGCUGGCGACUUCGUGCGCACCCGGAGCCCGAAAAGGCAGCCGAGCCUGUUGCUCCUGCUUCUGCUGUUGUUCCUGCUGCUGCUGUUGCUGCUGCUGCCACUGCUGCCACUGCUGCCACUGCUGCCACUGCUGCUGUUGCCGGUGCCGCUGCUGCUUCACAAGCCGAAAGCUCAGUGACCUUGCCCUCCAUUCCAGUUGUCGCGGUUUCCUCGUCCGGUUUGCAAAUUCCGACCAACUUUGAAACGCAGCCACCCCGACGCCGUGCCAACCGUAAUCGGUCACUGUCUGAACACCUUCAUACCCAUCGCACCAACCUUGUCGACCCUUUUGAUUCCACUUCCUGGCUGAGCAUGCAGAGCUCAUACACUGGGUCUCACGGGCGCAGGGUUGCACGUUAA
Messenger RNA from Capsaspora owczarzaki ATCC 30864, 2424 nucleotides. RefSeq lists its product as hypothetical. The record is from RefSeq and is a predicted model, not a curated record. The transcript has 2 exons. Bases 1 to 2424 code for a protein of 807 amino acids. Lineage: Eukaryota; Filasterea; Ministeriida; Capsasporidae.